GGCUACAGGUUAGUCAUGGCUGCCAUGAGGUAAACUAAGGAGCCAAGUGCGCGCAAGUGCGUUGGCAUUUUAUAUCAUUUUAUGUAUCUUUUUUUUAAGAUACAGACUAUUAUUCGGUUGUGAAAAUAAUUGUAUUAUUUUUAUAAGUAUAUUAUAACUUAUAAUAAUGUUUGAAAUACACAGUAUACAUAUUAUUAAUCUUUGUAUUUUAUCAUUUAAAUUAUACAUUCCUCAUGUUUACUGUCGCAUAUAUUAUAAUUAAAAAGUGAUAAAACAAUUAAAGUAUUUCGACAAAAGCUAUGACUUGAUAAUAUUAAUAUGAUAUUGUAAGAAAAAAAGGUAAAUAUACCUGUAAAAAUUGUAAACUCACAAUCAUGGAGCACUCAGACCUAGUUGCUGAGAUGGUACAUGUGGAAAGAUUGACAACGCAAGAGCGAUUACAUCUUGCUCGACAUCGCAGGCUUCAGCAGCUUAAAGUUUGGCGCCAAAGAGAAAAAGAAUGGUUGCGUCAUCAGACAAAACAUCCAAGUAAUAAAAGAAGCAUCUUCUUUGAUGAUAGUGUCAUGUUAUUAGAAGCUGCAGCUAGAAAUGAUAUUGAUGAAGUACGAAGGCUGUUGAAAAAAGGUGUUAAUCCAGAUUCGACGAAUGAGGAUGGUUUAACUGCUCUUCAUCAAUGUUGUAUUGAUGACAAUGAAGAAAUGAUGAAAUUACUUGUUGAGUUUGGUGCCAAUGUUAAUGCUGAAGACAGUGAAAAGUGGACUCCUUUACAUGCUGCUGCUACCUGUGGUCAUUUACAUCUUGUGCGUUAUUUAAUAACAUCUGGUGCUAAUUUACUAGCUGUCAAUGCUGAUGGAAAUAUGCCUUAUGACAUUUGUGAAGAUGAACGAACUUUAGAUUGUAUAGAAGGUGAAAUGGCUAGUCGAGGUGUAACGCAAGAGUUGAUUGAUGAAACUCGUGCGUCGACAGAGGUUCAGAUGUUACAGGAUUUACAAAAGGCGGUAUCGUUAGGUCAAGAUUUAGAAUAUAAAGAUCAUCAAGGCGCUACUCCUCUUCAUAUAGCAGCAGCUAAUGGUUAUCUUCGUGUCGUCGAAUAUCUUUUGGAUCAACAUGUUUCCACGGAUGUUGAAGACAAUGAUAAGUGGCAACCGGUGCACGCAGCUGCUUGCUGGGGUCAUUUAGAGGUUCUUGAACUAUUGGUUCAAAACGGUGCUGAUUUGAAUGCAAAAAAUAAGCACGAUGAAACACCAGCCGAUAUUUGUGAAGAUCCUGAAAUUCGAGAGCGCAUAGUUGAAUUGAAAACAGAACAGGAAAGUAAAAAACUUCGUGAGGCACAGAGUCGGCGUGUACGUAGAUCACAAAGCAUCAACACUAGAACACAAAGCGUGAGACGUACAUCUAUAAGGGAUAAAGUUCUCACGACGAAAAAAGACGCACAAGAAGAGGCUAGAUUGAGAUUACAAGCACAACAAACUUAUGCUCCAACUAAGCCAACAGAUUCGAUAAUUUUAGCAAAUAAUUCAAACGUUCAAGAUAAAACAGAAGAAUCAGAUUCUACUGCAUUAACUCCAGCAGUGCGUCGAGGUCCGGAAGGCAAAGACAAUGAUUCGUUUCUUCAUGAAGAUGUUGACAAAGACUCAGUCACAGGGCCUGACUCGCCUGUCAACCGACAACAACCAAUUUAUGAAAGUGAUAAUAAUGGCAAGAUCAACAUACAUGUGUCUGUAGUUUUCGUCAAAUCAUUGUCGGAUCUGAAGAAACAACGGGCACAGAGUCGGCAUACAAAUCCUACGGUAGAUGCUAAUGGAAAUGGUAUUCCAGUUUCUUCAACAUCUGAUAAUGAUUUAACUGCGAAUGAUUUUCAACGAUUUUCUGGAAAUACUAGUGAAAUUAUUGGAGAUAGUCAUACGGAACAACGUUGUUGUGUUGUAAUGUAAAAUAAUCAAAUGUGAAAUUUUUUACGUCCAAUGAAAAAUAUAUUUUUCAUCAUUAAGUAAUUAUAUAAAUAUAUAAAUCAGUAACAAGCAAAGGCUUCAUUUAAAAAAGUUUAUAUUUAUUCUCUAGUGAAUAGAGACAAAAAGCGUAUGUACUUAAACUGUUGGCUGAUAUUUUUUUUAAAUAUUUCAUAAGAUUUGCAUAUAUGCAUUUAUAUUAUGAGAUAAUAUCUCAUAUUUUUUUUUUCGUACGGCUCUAUAUUAUUUGUUAAUUAAUUUAUUUAUUUCUGCAAAUAGACAAAUAUAUUUUCGAUAAAACAUUUUUCUAUUUUAUAUAUUAUUCGUAUUUCUACAUUUUUUUAUGAUACAGCUAAUUAAUUGUAUAAGGAUUAUAAAUAUUCAUAAAAUUAGUAGUAAAUUUUUAUUAAAAAUAUUUUUUUUUCUCAGUUGAAUAAAUUUAGUAGAAAAUAUGAAUUAUCAGCUUUACAAGUUAAAAAAAUGAUUUGAAACAUUUUCGCUUAUACAGAAAAUGGUUUAUGAUUUAAAAGAAUAAAAAAUACACUGAUUGAAAAUUUAUAUUGAAUUAAGAAAUAUUUUCUUGAGCCAAGAAUUUAUUUUUUAAGAGAGCCAAUUAUGUUGCUUUAAGAAAUUCUUGUCUUGAUUUAGAUUUUCUCAGCUCUAAAGAUUUUAUAUCUUCGAUGGAUAAUUCUUGUGUCUUGACCCGAAACUAUAUCAUCUUCAAUAGAUACCAUCGAAUUUUUCAAGCAAGGCCACCCUGAUAGCCACCUUAAGGCUCGGCCGUACCUAACGAAAUCUCGAAUUUAAGAAUUCUAAUUACUUUUUGAAUAUUUAUGGGACUCGGGUGAUAAAAAUCUUCCGAGAAAGUUCGUCUUCUGCUUUGAGUGAGAAGCUAAAAAAAUUGCUGUUAUGAUAAUUAUUUAAUAAAUAAUUAGAAUUAUUAAAUUCGAGAUUUCGUUAGGUGCGGCCCAGCCUUAACCACAAGUUAACUUCAAGCUACUGCCGUAUUGGCAAGGUGCGCGACGAAAACGACAUCUGUCGACCGCAUUAAAUCAUCCUCAAAAAGCACAGAGAGAAUACGGAAAGUUUUUAUAAACAAAUAAUUAAAAUUUUUAAAGAUUGCGAAAUAUAUGUGUGAUACCGCAUUUGAAAGGUGGAAAAAUAUAGAGUAGAUUGUACUGAAAAAAAUAAGUAUAAAAAAUUUUAAUAAAUACAAAAUAAAUAUUAUUUUGAACGACAUAAGGUUAGCUUGUAAUAAUAAUAAUAACAACAAUAAUAGUCAUAAUAACAAACGAGUUAAAAUAAUUAUAAUUAUAAUUUUUUCAAAGUUAAAAUUAUUAAUUUGCAUUAAGUAAAGAAAUUGAAGUGAUUUAAAUUAUUCGUAAUUUUAAAUUUUAAAACUCAACAAUUAAAAAUACUUUGGGUUAAAAAUUUGUAAUUUAAAAAAAUUCCCCGUAAUAAUUUUUAGCCAAAGAUGAAUAUCAUGGAUGGAAAUGUAUAAAACUUGCAAUUACUAUUUCUGUCAGUAUUUUUGCAAUUAACAACACAACAACUACUUGUUCUUAUUUUUUAACAUUGCUUUCAUUUAACUAUUCACAAGACAAGUGCGAUUUAACGCGUAUUUCGUCCACUGCAGGCGCUACAAUCGAUUCGAUUGUCCUCACCCUAUACUCCACACCCUGCCAAUUCUGAAGUCAAUUUAAAGGAAAAUGUUGGAGAGCAAACAGUUACCUUUAAGUUGACUGUAAAUUGUCUGUAACUUGAAUUCAAUUUGACUACAAGUGUUACUGUCAGACGAUGAUGUUAAGUUGAUUAAAAGUUUCACGUCAAAUUGACGGCAAGUUUUUUUUGUCAAAUUACAUUCAGAUGACGGUAGUAGAUUUGCAUCAACUUGCGCGCAAGUAUUAUCCAGCCGAGGCUUGCCAGAAACUUGUCGUCAAGUUAGCCGAAAAUGUUUCACUGCAAAACUUGCUGAGCAAGGUGUAGUGACCAGGGAUUUUUUAAAGAAUUUUCUCAGAAAGUUGGCGCCAGUGAAGAGUCGCAAUUCGAAGGCAGGUUUCUGAGAAAAUUGAAGACAACUUUCCGUCAACUUUGGAAAUACCAAUUUUUGUGGCCAACUUGGCGACAGGUUACGGCUGUUAGUUUGACGCCAGUUUAUCGCCAACUUGGCUAUCAGGGAAAUCGAUUCUUGUUUUAAAAAUCGCGUUGUUCUCGAAAUAAGUCGGUAAUGUCUUCAACUUACAUUUUUGCUUAUCUUAAUCCAAGAGCAAGAAAUUCUCAAGCGAAAUAUAUAUUCUGUUUCAAUGGAACAAAGAGUAAAAUUCCCAAACAAAUAAUUUUUUUCUCCAUCUAAGAAUUUUAAUUUGUUGGUUCAAGAACUUAAUUCUUGAAUUAAAACAACUAAAAAUUUUGAAACAAGAAUUUGAAAAUAAAAAUUUUUCUUGAAUCAAGAUAGUUUUCUAUCAGUGUAAAAAUAUUUGCUCAUUAUAAUUAUGUUUAACUAUAAUCGUUACUUAAAAGUACUAUAUCUUGGCCGGUGAGACUUGUGUCUCUCUCUGGUCUAUAAAGUGUUGUGAUUAAUAGAGGCGCAAAGUAAUAUUUUUUAUAAUUUUUAUUGAAAUAAGUAUUAAGUAGAAUAAUAGUUAAGACAUUUUAAUUAAUGAUUUUAUCGAAUUGUUGCGUAAUUAAUAUCUCGAUUCUUAUUCAUUGAAACAUCACGUACCUAUUACUUAACAUUAAUGUUUGAAAUAUCAUAACGCUGAUAAUAUUAAAGUAUGAAUCUCAAACUAUGAUACUUUAAUAGUUCGAGUUAUUGACACGUUCUUAAUUCUUCCGAAAUUUACAACGAUAGAAUAUAUUAUUGUUAUUUAUAAGUAUUUAAGUACUUAACUAUGGAUACUUAGUACUUUAAUAUUUAUGAAUCCAUAAAGAAAAAAAAAAAACCAAAGCUCAUUCUUCAAAACCACGUACUUGAACUAAAUUUAUAAAAUUUCAUGUUUUUCGGUGUCUCCAAACUAAAAGAAAAAAAAUGUAGCGCCGGUCAAUUGAAAAAAAACAAAUUUUCCAUAAUUGUGUAAUUAUUUAAAUUACAAUUCCAAACUGAAUGUAAAAAUUAUAAGCAGUAGUGAUAAAUUUAAAAAAUCAAAAUUAAAAAACUUUUAAUAAUGAAUGUUGUUUCGAAUUCACAUAAUAUAGAGAAAUUUAAUAUUAACUGUAUAGAUAUUUUCAUGAUAAAAAAAAACAAAGUUUUUUGAUAGUUAUGACGAAGUUGUUGAAAGUGAAAAUUAAUAAAAAAUUUUCUAUCUUAAGAUUGAAACGGAUCAAAAAAUCUAAAUAAAAAUAGAACAAACUAAAACACUAUAAGUAUAAGAGAAAAAUAAAACUUAGCAUUGAUUGUUAAAAUUAAUAAAUUAUCAUACAUCGGUUGAAGUCGUAUGAAUUAAUUAUAAAAAAAUUUUUAACUUACGUUGAAUUUAGUAAUUGUAUAUAUUUUUUGUUGAAUACUCUAAAUUUAGAAUUUGUUGAAUAAAUCAUUUUAUCUUGUAUACUCAUUCGGGAAAUUUUAUUAUAAUGAAUGUGCACUGAAAGAUUGGAACCCGAUUGGUUACUGUUCUGCACCCGACUCAGUACGGUGUUGGAAGAAAAUGCUCGAUUGUGGUGCAGCACCACACUGAUUAUUGUGCGAAACUUGACUGAGUGAUAUGCGCACACGACUCAGUCAGGUUCCGCACACGGCACAGUAAUCACUGUGGUCUUUACAAUCGAGCAUUUUUUUCCAGCACCGUACUGAGUCGGGUGCAGAACAGUAACCAGUCGGGUUCCAAUCUUUCCGUGUGAAUAAUUAUUUACAAAUUCCAUUUUCUAUUAUUUAAGUACAAUUAAUAACAUUCCGUAUUAAUUAUAUUUAAAACACUCUUUUUUUUUUUACUUUUAAAACAAAUCAAGUUUAAGAAAACUUAAUUUACCAUGUUUUUUAACAUCAGAAAAUCAGAACAAUAAUGUAUAAUAAUUUAAAUUGAGUAUUUGAAUGAGUCUAAAUUUUAAUCCAUUUGUUUUAUAAGUAUUCUUAUAGGCUUAAUAUUUUUUUUCAUAAGUGACUUUUUUGUGUUCAUUACACAUUUUUAUUGUAUAUUUAUUAUGGAAUAUUAUAUAUACACAGAUGUGUAUACAAUGCAUUUUAUGUAUGAUUUGGGAUAUUUAUUAAGUUGAAUCCAUUGAAAUACGAACAACUGAUAUAGAAUUAAAGAUAAUAUAAUUUAUUUUUUAUUAUUAUUAUCAUUAUAAAUUAAUUUGUAUAUUUAAUUUAUUAAUUUAUUCAACAAUUAUUAGUCAGUUAAUUCAGCAAUUAAUUGUCAUUUUUUCAUGGGUAAAUAAAUUGUACAAAU
Microplitis mediator is the source of this 6334-nucleotide messenger RNA. RefSeq names its product protein phosphatase 1 regulatory subunit 16A (gene MYPT-75D). Lineage: Eukaryota; Metazoa; Arthropoda; Insecta; Hymenoptera; Braconidae. Gene Ontology annotation, molecular function: protein binding; enzyme inhibitor activity; phosphatase regulator activity. The transcript has 10 exons. The coding region runs from base 375 to 1934 and encodes 519 amino acids. The record is from RefSeq and is a predicted model, not a curated record. Gene Ontology annotation, cellular component: cytoplasm.